UGCUCGACAACGUCAUCUUCCCGGGUCACGUCUGUCUGUCACUAUAAAGCGACUCUAUGAGGAUAGAGCAACGAAUUUUGACCCCGAGUGUAAAACAACUCCCAGUGGAAACAUGUCUGUGACUUUAUCGCGCUGUCUCUGCAGGGUUUUAUCCCGACACACCGCUCCGUCAAGCUUCCUGUUGGGAGAACAUCACCAUGCUGUACAGAGUCCUUGGUUUGCACCAGUGAUGACACUGAAGACAUCUGCUCCACUGAGAGCGGAGCCGAAAAAGAAGAAGAAGGUGGACCCACGAAGGGAGCAGAUGUUGAGAGAGAGGAUGAGAAAAAAGCUGAAGAAGCUGGAGAAGGUUCCACCAGAGCUUAUCCCCAUAGAGGACCUCAUCACUCCAGCCAAAUGCUUGGAUGAAACAAGGGAACGCUCUGCGCCAAGGCUGUCAUUUGAAGAAAGUGAGGGUCGAGCCCUGCUACUGAAGGAGUGGUGUCGAUACAAACAGGAGCAGCACAUUGCUGAAGUGGAGGCUGUUGAACUCGCUCUAGAGGCACAGAGGGAGGCGCUGGCGGAGCUGAAGUUAGAGUCUGAGGAGCUGUACCAGGCAGCUCUGAAGCCAGACCCCCUUCUGUUUCCCUUCACUCAUGAAGGUCCUGCCUACACACCGCCAAAGACCAAGUAUGAAGCUCCUGAUGGGAAAUACAACAACAUCACUAAAGUCUACACACAGUGAUCGACUGUGGGGGCAGCCUGUGUUUGUCAUGAUCCAAUAAGGCAACAUACAGCCUUUUAAAAGCCUGCAUGUGUAGGUGUGAAGGACACUUUGCUGCAAAUGUUAAUGUUUCUUGAAUUGUAUAGUCCCCUCAGUUGUUUCUCUGUAUCAAAUGCAAAAACAUUCAUGGAAAUUAUGAAUUGAUUUUUUUUUUCUCCAACAUUAACAUCUCUGUAUAAAACGGAAGAAAGCUGAAAAUAAAAAGGUACUUUUUUUAAAUUGAUCCAAUUUGUUCAGAAUAAGUUAAACCUUUUUGUGUUAAGGUUAAGCCAUAAUCAAUUACAUAAAGCAGGGAACUGCUAAUGCACAACUCUGUAUGGGCUGAAACUAUAAAGCCAAUAUUUGUCCUUAUUGCAUCAAUAAUACAUUGAAUAUAUUCAUCACAGAGAAGUAUCCACAGAACAGGUUAAAGAGAAUAAGGUUUUUACGGUCCUGGGUCAAACACUCCUGUUUGAUGUCGUCGAAGGUGUGAGCACAUUCUUGUGCAGUAGCAAUUCUUUAAUUUUAACCUUAUCAAAACAAUGCAUGACUGGUCAUUCAUUACUAAGAUGUAAUACAUUAAAUGUUUCCAUUGCAUAUUUUAACCCAAUAUUCCUUU
Messenger RNA from Etheostoma cragini (Arkansas darter), 1361 nucleotides. RefSeq names its product mitochondrial ribosomal protein L40 (gene mrpl40). The transcript has 5 exons. Gene Ontology annotation, cellular component: mitochondrial large ribosomal subunit; mitochondrial ribosome. The coding region runs from base 113 to 724 and encodes 203 amino acids. Lineage: Eukaryota; Metazoa; Chordata; Actinopteri; Perciformes; Percidae. The record is from RefSeq and is a predicted model, not a curated record.